CUCACUCCAACAGUAUAUUCCAUCCAUUCAGCGUUAAACCAUGCAGCGAACAGGAAUUCUUUACUUCUGUGGACUUUUCUCUCUCAAUCUUCCAAUAUACACAGCUAUUGAAUGCAAGUGUAGCACAAAAGAAUGUCGCCAAGAACGAACAGAGAGCUGUACAGCAAAAUAUGCCUGUUACGUGGAAAUACAUGUCGACGAUAACGGCUUACAGACAGGCUCCGUUCUAAGGGGUUGCAUAGACACAAAAGCAUCGCUACUCUGUGAGAACAGACGACCAGAAAAUAUUCGGAUUAAUAAACCUUGGCCCUAUUUAUAUUGCUGUGAACAGGAUUUCUGUAACCAGCAAGUCUUACCCACGCUGCCCAGCAACAAUAAGAUUACGGUUUCAAGUCCAGCGAGUGGUAGACCCUCCACUGUCUACCCUAUGUCCCACCUUCAAGCCGUUAGUCGUCCGAACACAAGGAGCGUGAACCCGAUGUACAUCGCUAUACCUUUGGUCGGAGUGUGCAUUUUGUUGGCCCUGAUAGUGUUCGCCCUUUACUUGCUUCGACAACGGACAGAAUAUAACAGUUUCCAGUCUCCUGCCUCCGGAGUCAGCAACCCCAGCUCAACCAAUGACCAUUUUGAUGUCAAUGGCAUUCACAGAGGCAAACAUUCAGUUAUGGAUUUACCUUCGCGAAAUUCCAAGUCACAACCUGCAGUUAAUACGACGGAAAGCAGCACAGGCUGCGGUACUAGUGCCGCUGCGACGGCAGCUUCCGCCGUGGCAGCGGUGGCAGCAGAAGCUGCUACUUCCGGUUCGUCAUUGUCGAAAUCAGUUUGUAAUAACAGAGACUUGAUUAGCCAUUGUUCAGAAAGCGACAGAUCAUCGUCUGGUAGUGAAACAAAACUGUUUCUCCAGGUUUAAGACGUUAUCAACUGCCGCAGCAGGAGACUCACUUCAAAAAAUGUAAAUUUAAACAACAACAACAACAACAACAACAGCAGCAGCAGCAGCUAUUACCACGAUAACAGCUGUAACAACAACAUUAACAUAUAAUCUUAAGUGAAAAACAACAGCAAUAUUAAACAAAAAUAAUUGACAAUAUGAACAAAAACAAAAAGGAAACAACAUAAUGUAAAAUUUAAAACAACAUUUAAUUAAUUAGUGAAAAAAAAACAAAACAACCACAGCAACACAAACAACAACAAUUUAAACAAUGAAUGGAGAUAACAGAAUAGCAACUAAAAACAAAAAUAAAAGUAAUGGAAACUAUAUCCACAUUAACCACUACAAUAGCUUCACCACCAACAACAACAACAAACGCAAUAAUAACAACCACAACAACCACAGCAACAAUAACAACAGCAAUAACAACCACAACACCAACAACAUAAACAAAACAAUGAACAACUAUGAUAAAAUUUAUAACAAAGGAGGAAAAAGAGGAAACUGAAUGAUUUCAUUUCAUCUCUCUCCCUCCCUCUCUCACACAGAUUCUCUCUCUCUCUCUCUCUCUCUCUCUCUCUCUCUUCUUCUUCUUCUUCUUCUUUCACCCUCUCCC
Messenger RNA from Octopus bimaculoides (California two-spot octopus), 1547 nucleotides. RefSeq lists its product as uncharacterized. Gene Ontology annotation, molecular function: transmembrane receptor protein serine/threonine kinase activity. The record is from RefSeq and is a predicted model, not a curated record. Lineage: Eukaryota; Metazoa; Mollusca; Cephalopoda; Octopoda; Octopodidae. Gene Ontology annotation, cellular component: membrane.